AUGGCCAGGAAUGAUGCUGCCUCUCGAAUCGGCUCCGUUGCGAGCUCUUCGACAGACAGUGCGCGGUCCGCUGCGACCGUGAAGCCCUUGCCGGCCACGCCAUCUUCCAGCAACAGCCUCGACACCAAAAGCAAGACCAAAAUCAACAAGGACGACUCGCUCGCUUCCCGAAGGCCUGGGGCGCCUUCACAGCUGAAGCGGGACGAGAACGGGAAGCUCGCCAGUGACCCAGCUCCGCUGGACGAAGGCCAGCUCUCCCCGACCUCGGGGCCGCGCAUGCCCCGGUCGCCGACUUCAAACUCUUAUAGCAAUACCUCUGCCCGUGACCAGCGCAGAAUGAGCGACUUGACCAAUUACCGCCGCGACCUCGCGGUCCUUGACUCCUCUGGCAACCGUGGCCCCAGUACCCAGCACGGCACACCCGCCACCGGCCCUUCAUCCAGCUUGAGAAACAUCGCUCCGUGGAUGUCGUCGAACGGCGGUAGUGGCUCGACGCCUGCGAGCAGUAGCGGGGGCGCGUUGCCGACGAGCUUCUAUAACGACUCGAGCGACAAUAUCUCUAUCGCCUCUCAGCUCUCGCCUAGCUUCAACACAGGACCUCGGCCGAGCCAGACCUCUGUCAGCUUCGAUUCUCCCGAUGCACCUUACUUUGACGACCAGCGGAGGCCGUCCCUCGCAAGCAUCACGACCACAGCGAGCAGUCAGGGCUCGAAGGCGAGUGGCACAAGGGGUGGAAUGAGAAAGCUUCAAGGUUUCUUCGGCGAGGAGUUUCCCGGCCGAGAAUCCUCUGAUGCAAGCACGCCGCCUGCUGUCCCGGGAAAGGACUCACGGUCGCUCUCCUAUAGCCAGGGCAGGCCGCAGCGGGAUCGCAACUACUCUAAUGCUACCGACCACACCAGGGAUGCGUCUCCUUCCUCCUCGCGACCUCGAACGCCGGCACCAAAUCCGGAGGUCCUCCCUUUCCUCUACCAAGACUCAGAGGACAUAGCACGGUACGGUGAAGCGCCCGUCCGAGAUAUCCUUAGUGGGCCAGACCGAGAACGCUACAUGCCCGACAACUCCACGCAAAUACCACCCAAGACAUCCUCCUCGUCACGCUCGGGCCACUCUAUCGUGCACCUACCAGGUCAUCAUCACCGAUAUAAUAAGAGUAAUGAUGAUCCCCGGGCGCUGAGGCCAACGACUAGCCGCGAAGACUCGACCGUCAGCGUGCCGCAGUCUCGCACUGGCACCCCCCUAUAUAGUAAGAUGUCGCGAGCGCCGAGCCCGACACCGAGCGGCCACGGCACCAUACCCACACCAGUCGCCUCCAAGUCAAUGCCGGUAGACGACGUGUCGCCGGGUCACCACAAGAAGGGCCUGCUGGGCCGCCUGCGGAGGAACCACAAGGAGAAGGAGGAACACCAUCACCUAAAGAAAGUCGGCUCAGUGGCAUCGCAUACGCUGUCCGCGCGACCAUCCCGAACAGAAUUCCCCCGAACAGAAAGCUUUGGGCAGUCGGCACCGGCUCUACCUGGACGCAUAAUUGAGCCCACCGAUUCUCCUUCGUUGCGGCCUGCCGGGGGCUCGCGACAGCCUACCUUUAAUAAUAAGUUCCCCUUCCACAAGAAGGGUAAGGGACACCGGUACAAUGACGAGACCGAAGAAGCCGUCGGCCCUACGGAGGGCAAGAAGGAUGGGAAGGCAUUCUUCUUAGAUACCGACCUGGAGAACAUGGAAGGCAUCUUGAGCCGGCCAUUGCCCCUCACGCCCAUGGAUGCGGAGAUACUCAAGACGAAUGCCGAAGCCGAGAAACAGCGGAAGCCGUCAGAGUCGUCGCAGAUAACAUUGCCACCGCCGGCUGCCAAUAUACCCGGAGGCCCCAAUGGCGCGUGGAAUGCCCCCGACAGUUGGGCAGUCCGGCGUACUGCCGAUGAGAUCGCGGCCCAACAGAUCCCCGAGAUCGAGGAGUUUGGCAGUCCGCCUCGCCCUGGGGAGAAGAUGACGCAGUACUGUAUUCGUGUCUUCAAGUCGGACGGCACAUUUGCAACACUGCAACUGCCUCUCGAUGCUGCCGUCUCCGACAUGAUUUCGAAUCUGGCCAGAAAGGCGUUCACGGAGAACCUGAAUUAUCACAUCGUCUUCAAGAGGCACGAUCUCCUCCGCAUCCUCGGCUCAGGCGAGCGGCCGCUCCUGAUACAAAAGCGGCUCCUCCAGCAGGCGGGCUACGAAGAUAACGACCGGAUAGAAGAUCUCGGUCGCGAGGACAACAGCUAUCUCUGCCGUUUCCUGUUCCUGUCGGCACGCGAAAGUGACUUCCAUGCCAAGACACACGACCUUGGCCUUGGCAGGUUGCAGAAGUUCAAUCACGUUGAUCUUUCUGGCCGGAAUCUCGUCACCAUCCCUAUCACUUUGUACUCCAAAGCUGGCGAAAUCAUCUCGCUCAACCUGUCUAGGAACUUGUCGCUAGAUGUACCCAGGGACUUCAUCUCGAGUUGCCAGAACCUACGCGAUGUCAAGUUCAACAACAACGAGGCCAGGAAACUACCCCCAAGUCUGGGUCGCGCAAGCAAGCUCACCUAUCUCGACGUUUCCAACAACCGCCUGGAGCAGUUGGAACAUGCUGAGCUGAACGGACUGGCUGGUCUUCUGAAGCUGAACUUGUCGAACAACCGCUUGAAAUACCUACCGCCUUACUUUGGAGCCUACCACUCCUUGAGGACACUCAAUCUCUCCUCGAAUUUCCUGGAGAAGUUUCCUAGUUUCCUCUGCGAGCUGGAGAGUCUUGUGGACCUCGACAUGAGUUUCAACCUCAUCGCCCAUAUACCCGAGGACAUUGGCAGGCUUCAGAACCUAGAAAAGUUUGUCAUCACCAACAACAGGCUCAGUGGCACCCUACCGCAGCAUUUUGAUAAGCUCUCGAGCCUGCGCGAGCUGGAUAUCAAGUUCAACGCUAUCACCGCCAUAGACGUGAUCUCGCACCUGCCCAAGCUCGAGAUCCUCACGGCAGACCACAAUGCCAUCUCCCAGUUCACCGGCUCCUUUGAGAGGAUACGAAGCCUCAAGCUGAAUGCCAACCCGAUCACAAACUUCAUCCUGAACAUGCCUAUUCUGACGCUGAAGAAUCUGAAUCUCUCCAACUGCCAACUGGCCAGCAUAGACGAGUCCUUUAACAACAUGACGAGCCUAGAGAGGCUAGUACUUGACAAGAACUACUUCGUCUCCUUACCAAAUCAGAUCGGCAACUUGCGAAGGUUAGAGCACUUUAGCAUAGCGCACAAUUCAGUGGGCGAGCUUCCCCAGGAGAUCGGAUGCUUGACUGAAUUGCGGGUCCUGGAUGUGCGAGGAAACAACAUCCGGAAGCUGCCCAUGGAAAUAUGGUGGGCUAACAAGCUGGAGACACUUAACGCAUCCUCGAACGUCUUGGAGAAUUUCCCCAAGCCGGCAUCAAGACCGCCGCAAGCGCCCAAUGGUGACUCACCACGGAUCGGUCUUAAUAGCAGGUCAAACACAGUUGGAACGCUCUCUGCAACCCCUAGUGAGGAGGAGAUUCAUCUCGAUGCCCUGAGGAGACCGAGUCAGGCGUCAAGCACACUGCUGAGUGUGGGCCCCUCUCCCGUGCCGCCCGGUCCCGAUAGGAAGGGCUCCGUGGUCUCUGUGUACGGUAAGGGCGGACGCAAGACGUCGGUUGUGUCCAGGGCGACGACGACUAACCAGAGCGGCUCCAUGACACCCUCGGCCAACUUGAGGAAAGACUCGGGGUUGUCCGCCCGCCUGAUUAAUACCUUCGCUGGCUCCCUGCGCAACCUCUACCUCGCAGACAACCAGCUGGACGACGACAUCUUUGACCAGAUAACCCUCCUUGCGGAGCUCCGCGUCCUGAAUCUGUCGUACAAUGACCUGAGCGACAUGCCCCAGCGAUCAAUCAAGAACUGGCCGCAGCUCGUUGAACUCUACCUUUCCGGCAAUGAACUUGCCAGCCUGCCUGCCGACGAUCUGGAGGAAUACAGCCUGCUCCAGGUUCUGCACAUCAAUAGCAACAAGUUCACUAACCUGCCCGCCGACAUCUCGCGCGCCAAGAAACUAGCAGUACUUGACUGUGGUAGCAACUUCCUCAAGUACAACAUCUCCAACGUGCCUUACGACUGGAACUGGAAUCUCAACCCCAAUCUGAGGUUCCUCAAUCUAUCGGGCAACCGCCGGCUUGAGAUCAAGCAGACGGUGUUUGGGGCCGGCGCCGCGAAUCGCGAGCAGUACACCGACUUCAACCGGCUGAUGAACUUGCGUGUCUUGGGCCUGAUGGAUGUCACCUUGACGCAACCUAGUAUUCCUGAUCAGAGCGAAGAUCGCCGUGUCCGGACGUCAGGCUCGCUCGCCGGCUAUUUACCGUACGGCAUGGCUGACACUCUCGGCAAGAAUGAGCAUCUGUCCACGAUCGAUCUCGUAGUGCCGCGCUUCAACUCCUCCGACACCGAGACGCUGCUGGGUCUGUUCGACGGCCAGGCGCUCUCGAGUGGGGGUUCGAAGAUCGCCAAGUACCUACACGAGAACUUUGGCCACAUCUUCACCAUGGAGCUCAAGGCGCUCAAGACUCGCAAGGAUGAGGGGCCCAAGGACGCCCUCAGGCGUGCGUUCCUAUCCUUGAACAAGGAUCUGAUCACUAUCGGGCUGCAAACCAACGAGGAGCGACCUCUGAUGUCACAUCGCGGCUCGGCUGCCGCACCAAUGGUGCUGAGCAAAGAGGAUCUCAACUCCGGCGGUGUCGCUACGGUGGCUUACCUUCAGAGCCAAGAGCUCUACGUCGCCAAUGUGGGCGAUGCUCAGGCGAUGCUCAUCUCCAACGAUGGCAGCCACAAGUUCUUGACCAAGAAGCACGAUCCCGCGGAGCCCAGCGAGCGGUCGAGGAUUCGAGAUGCGGGAGGCUGGGUCUCGCGCAACGGCCGCCUCAACGAUCUGCUCGAGGUAUCGAGGGCGUUUGGGUAUUCCGAUCUCAUGCCUGCCGUCAUGGCGGCUCCCAACAUCCAUCACGUCACCGUCCGCGAGCAGGAUGAGACUGUCCUGAUUGCUACCCGAGAACUUUGGGAGUACCUCAGCCCCGGUCUGGUCGUCGACAUUGCACGGCAGGAGAGGGGCGACCUCAUGCGGGCUGCGCAAAAGCUUCGUGACCUUGCCAUGGCGUAUGGUGCGACUAACAAGCUUAUGGUCAUGAUGAUCAGCGUCGCCGAUCUGAAGAGGCGGAAUGAGCGUUCACGACUCCACCGUGGCCAGAGUAUGUCACUGUACCCAUCUGGUGUUCCUGACGAAGCCCAGUUCCAGCCUGCCAGGCGCCUCAAGAAGAAGUGCGAAGUGCUCGACUCGACACUCCAACGUCUCGAGGCCGAGGUGCCCGCGCCCACAGGCAUGAUCGCCAUCGUCUUCACCGACAUCAAGAAUUCGACCAAUCUGUGGGAGACUUACCCGGCAGCCAUGCGCUCGGCUAUCAAGCUGCACAACGAGGUGAUGCGGCGGCAACUGCGUCGCAUUGGUGGUUUCGAGGUCAAGACUGAAGGCGAUGCUUUUAUGGUCUCCUUCCCUACAGCCACUUCGGCACUGCUGUGGUGCUUCGCCGUGCAGAUGUCGCUCCUCGAGGUCCCCUGGCCAUCAGAGAUGCUCAACUCGGUAUCGUGCCAGCCCAUGGUCGACAAGGACAAUAAUGUUAUCUUCAAGGGCCUGUCGGUGCGCAUGGGCACCCACUGGGGCGAGCCGCUCUGCGAGCCUGAUCCCAUCACCCGCCGCAUGGACUACUACGGCCCCAUGGUCAACAAGGCGUCGCGCAUCUCGGCGGUCGCCGACGGCGGGCAGAUCACGGUCUCGUCAGACUUCAUCUCGGAGAUCCAGCGCUGCCUCGAGACGUACCAGGAGAGUGCCCCCGGUGCUGACGACUUGUUCGAGGACGACACCUUUGCCCAGGCUAUCCGCAAAGAGCUCCGGUCGUUGUCGUCGCAGGGUUUCGAGGUCAAGGAGAUGGGCGAGAAGAAGCUCAAGGGCCUCGAGAACCCCGAGGUCGUGUACUCGCUCUACCCGCACGCGCUGGCCGGCCGCGUCGACGCGCACCAGGCGCACGACCGGCAGGUCAACGAGCUGGCGGUGGGGGCCCCGGCCAACAAGAUCGCGACGCGGGAGCCGGGCGUCGAGAUCGCCGUCGAGCCCGAGGCCAUCUUUGCGCUGUGGCGGGUCAGCCUGCGGCUCGAGAUGCUGUGCUCGUCGCUGGAGGAGGUCAGCGGGCGGGGGCUGCAGCCGCCCGAGACGGAGCUGCUGGAGCGCAUGAAGCAGCGCAGCAGCGAGAUGACGGAGCGGUUCCUGGUCAACUUUAUGGAGCACCAGGUCAGCCGGAUCGAGACGUGCAUCACGACGCUCUCGCUGCGGCACAUGGCCGCGGGCGGGGGCCACCUCGCGCAGCUCGGGGACCUGAGGGCGCCCAUGUCGGACGUCAUGCAGAGCGUCGCGGAGCAGCUGGCCGAGCUGCAGCGGUACAAGGCGCUGUUUGGCGAGAUCGGGCCGGCCCAGGUCCAGGGGGUGGUUGUUGUUGACGAUGAUGGGGAUGAAGGGUUUGAUGAGGGGGAAGACGACUCCGAGGGCGGGAGCGAGACGGAGUGA
Molecule: messenger RNA, 6615 nt
Organism: Thyridium curvatum
Lineage: Eukaryota; Fungi; Ascomycota; Sordariomycetes; Thyridiales; Thyridiaceae
Exons: 3
Coding region: 1-6615 (2204 amino acids)
Biological process (GO): cAMP biosynthetic process; intracellular signal transduction
Cellular component (GO): plasma membrane
Molecular function (GO): magnesium ion binding; adenylate cyclase activity; protein binding
Source: RefSeq, a predicted model, not a curated record